GAGCGUACGCCUUCGCCUCCGCGCACGGUCCAGAGUCCAGACUCCAGCCAAGCCAGUGCUACUACGCUCUUCCUCAUUCGUCUCCCCUCUCUAUCUGCCCUGCCGGCCCUCGGGACGACGUCCAGCGGCCAUGGUCGGGCCCGAGAUGCUCGUCGCCGCGACGGUGAACCAGGUCGCUCGGAAGAUCAACGAGAUCAUCGGCGUCGCGCAGGGCGAGGCGAAGCUGUGCUGCAGCUUCAGCGACGACCUCGAGGGCAUCAAGGACACCCUGGUAUACCUUGAAGGCCUCCUCAAGAACGCGGAGAACAACUCCUUCGGGCGCGAUAGGGCGAACCUGCGGCACUGGCUGGGCCAGAUCAAGUCUCUGGCUUACGAUAUCGAAGACAUGGUUGAUGGGUACUACUUUUCCAAGGAGGAAUAUGAGAGAAGCAACUAUGCUCAGAAGGGAUCUUUACUCUGCUCUUUAUCCAAUCCCAUGCUUUCGAAGGUUAGCAUGGUUCAUAAGAUGAAAUCCAAGAGGGAGUUGUUACAGACGAGGCAACAUUUACCUACCCAGUAUCAUUUCAUCUCGCAUAUUAACUCAGUGGUAAAUUUUGAUGAAAAGCAGACAACAUCAUACAGAAACAAUGACAUCAGAAUUGUUGGGAGGGAUCGAGACUUGGAACAUCUUAUGUACAUGUUGAUGCAGAUAAAUGUGAAAGAACUUACCAUUAUUUCCAUAGUUGGGCCAGUGGGCCUUGGGAAGACGAGCCUUGCACAACUUAUUUUCAAUGACGCAAGAGCAGAGGCAUUCAGAUUCAGGAUAUGGGUUCAUAUUUCCAUGGGCAAUGUCAACCUUGAAAAAAUUGGGAGAGAUAUAGUUUUGCAAACUACAGAAAGGGUUGAGGGAAGCAUGCAGAUGCAGUCAAUCAAGAAUGCUGUUCAAGACAUACUUAAUAGGUAUAGCUGCUUAAUAGUGUUGGAUAGCUUGUGGGGCAAAUAUGAAGAAGUGAAUGAGCUGAAGCAGAUGUUGCUUACAGGUAGAAAGACUGAAAGCAAGAUCAUAGUGACCACUCACAGCAGUAAAGUAGCUGAGCUGAUAUCCACUGUGCCACCAUACAAACUGCCUUUGUUGUCAGAAGAUGAUUGUUCAACUAUAUUCUCUCAAAGGGCAAUGGCAGGUCAUAAUGACCCACUUUUCAGGGAAUAUGGAGAAGAAAUUGUUAGGAGAUGUGAAGGAAUACCCUUGGUAGCCAACUUUCUUGGAUCUGUGGUGAAUGCUCAAAGACAGAGGCGUGAGAUAUGGAUAGCUGCAAAGGAUAAAGACAUGUGGAAAAUAGAGGAAGACUUUCCUGAAAACAAAAUUAUGCCAAUAUUUCCAUCAUUCAAGAUAAUAUACUACUGUAUGCCCCAUGAGCUAAGGUUAUGCUUUGCAUAUUGUUCAAUCUUCCCUAAAGGACAUGUCAUUGAUAAGAAAAAACUUAUUCAGCAAUGGAUUGCACUUGACAUGAUUGAAUCCAGACAUGGAACCUUGCCGCUUGAUGUUACUGCUGAGAAAUACAUUGAUGAACUUAAAGAUAUUUAUUUCCUUCAAGUUCUAGAGAGGCAUCAGACUGAUGCUGAAAUAUCCAAUACUUCUGAUGAAAAGCUCUGCAUGAAUAAUUUGGCACACGAUCUUGCUAGGUCAGUUGCUGGUGAAGAUAUCCUUGUGAUCUUAGAUGCUGAGAAUGAACGCUGCAACAGAAAUUAUGAUUACCGUUAUGCGCAAGUUUCUGCUUCUAGCUUACAAUCAAUAGAUAGUAAGGCUUGGCCUUCCAAGGCAAGAUCACUAAUUUUCAAGACAACUGGUGCAGAAUUACAGCAUGUCAGCGAAGUUCUUUCAGUGAACAAAUUUUUGCGUGUUUUGGAUAUCAGUGGGUGUUCUGUGAAGGAGAUGCCCGCUCCAGUGUUUCAGUUGAAACAACUGAGAUAUCUUGAUGCUUCAACAUUGUCCAUUGUAGAUCUGCCUCCCCAAAUUAGUGGCUUUCAUAAGCUUCAGACACUGGAUCUGUCAGAUACCGAAGUAACUGAGCUACCAGCCUUCAUUGCCAACUUAAAGAGGCUGAAUUAUUUGAAUCUCCAAGGUUGCAAGAAACUUCAGCUAUUGAAUAACCUAGAUUUGCUGCAUGAGUUACAUUACCUAAACUUGUCAUGCUGCCCUGAAGUUAGGAGUUUUCCUGCAUCUCUGGAAAAUCUCAGGAAACUUCGCUUUUUGAACCUUUCGAAGUGUUCUAAGCUUCCAACAUUGCCUGAUGGAUUAUUGCAAUCAUUCUCUAGUUUUUCUUCCAUCGUGGAUUUAAACUUGAGUGGUUUUGAGUUCCGAAUGCUACCUGACUUUUUUGGCAACAUUUGUUCACUUCAAUUUUUGAGUCUGUCAAAAUGCUCAAAACUUGAGCUACUCCCCCAAUCAUUUGGUCAGCUUGCAUAUUUGAAAGGUCUGAACCUUUCAUUUUGUUCUGAUCUUAAACUCCCGGAGUCCUUUGAAUGCCUUACUUCUCUUCAGUUUCUAAAUCUCUCACACUGCCCUAGUGUAGAAUAUCUACCAUCUGCUUUUGACAAACUUAGUAAUUUGGAGUAUCUUAAUGUAGCACAAUGUGUUGGACUCAAAGCAUUACCUAAGUCACUUUCAAACCGCAAAAAGCUCCAAAUUGAGGUUUUGGGGUGCCAGGAUUGCAUAGUGCAGUCAUGUUCUCUAAGCUCCCAAUCCAAUGCAUGCUCAGAACAAGUCAAGGAAGUUGGAUCAAGUAGUGCUAUCUCACAUACGAUUCUGAAGGAGUCUGCAAACAAAGAUGUGGCAGUAGGAAUAACUUUCUCAGACAUUGAUAGUUAUCCACAAAAUAAGCUGAAGCAAAAAUUGACAAUCUCUUAUCAUAUGGAUGGACAUAAAAGUGAAGAUCCUAAUUUUAUUAACAAGCCAAACUCAACUAGAGAGAAAGUACAACUAAGCCCUGGACACCAGUUCCCAUCAUCUCCAUCUCGAAUUUCUUCCAUUGCAUCAAGUUCUAGUGGACUAUUUGCAUCUGGCUCCUUUUCAGAUGUCUCAACAACUGACAAUCCAGUGUCCAAUGACAAAGCAGGUUUACAGCCGGAAGAGCGAUGCCACGAACCUCAGGUGCUAACAGGCGAUGGCCAGAUUUAUGAACACCAAGCAUCCUCAUCACACAUGGACAUGGCUGCACAUCUGCACGAAGCAACCGCUGCCAAGCACAGAAAUGAUAACCAUAUUACUCGCUACGGUGGAGAAUAUCACUUAAGUGUACAGCGCAAUGGGUCCAACCAAGGGAUUGUUUGAUACGGAUAUCUCUUCUUAGUACUACUGCAGACAGCCAAACAUUUAGAUUCUGUAUAAAGUGCUGAUUAAAUUGACCUCUCUUUAUAUGGUGUCCCGAUUGAAAUGCAGACAGCCAAACAUUUAUAUACUUUGACGGCUACUUGUACAUCGAAAGAACAUAUCAUGUCUUGAAUUUUGGUGAAUGUUUUGUCAUAUUAUA
This is a messenger RNA of Sorghum bicolor (sorghum), 3509 nucleotides long. RefSeq names its product putative disease resistance protein RGA3. The record is from RefSeq and is a predicted model, not a curated record. The coding region runs from base 131 to 3310 and encodes 1059 amino acids. The transcript is spliced from 5 exons. Gene Ontology annotation, biological process: defense response to fungus. Gene Ontology annotation, molecular function: ADP binding; protein binding. NCBI's taxonomy places the organism in Eukaryota, Viridiplantae, Streptophyta, Magnoliopsida, Poales, Poaceae.